AUCUCAUCUAAUUUCCCUUGUUUCUUCCUCCGUGAAGAAGCGCAUCCAAAUUGUGGCACAGGAACGCCCUCUUGUUUUCUCUUUCGCCACAAAAAUCCACAAUUCUUCUCACUUUUUUUUUUCUUUCAAUCCAUAACUAUUUGUCUUGGAAUUCAAUCUUAUCUUUCGAAGUUUGUAUUUGAUCCUCAUGAAUCAUCAUUCUGCUGUGUAUGUCGACCCCUUUUUUCUAUCUUAUGGCUGCCACUGACGACAACAACAACAACAAACCCAAGGAUUAUUACAAAGUGCUGGAGAUUGAAUAUGAUGCAACAGAUGAAGAUAUCAGAUUAAAUUACCGAAGACUCGCCCUGAAAUGGCAUCCUGACAAACACAAAGAUGAUAGUGCUGUUACUGCAAAAUUUCAAGAGAUAAAUGAAGCUUACAAUGUAUUGAGCGAUCCUGCCAAGCGUUUAGACUAUGAUUUAACUGGGGCAUGUGAGAUCGAGAAGUAUAGCUUGCAGGAAUAUCUUGCCAGAUUUAAAGGAAUGAUUCUGACCUGCAAUGGACUUGGUAUCAACAAUGAAGACAGAUGGUCACAACAAUUGAUUGAAGAUUUUCAACCACUAGAUAAAUAAGACAGGCAUGCUCAUCUCAGUUUUUAUGAGAAGAGUUAUGAAUACCCAGUUUUGCUGCGAUUCGAAACCUCGAUAGUUGAGUAUGCUAUGAUGAGUUAUCAAUACCAAAAGAGCCUGGUCUACUUGUGAAUCAUUUUGUGACAUAUGCGGCAUAUGUUAUAUUGCUCGUGUAUAUUUUUUAGUUUAGCUACUAAAAUGUACUUUUGGAAUGGUCCAUUACGAACCUUUAUGUAUGUAUUACAAGCUUGUAGGUAAUAUACCUCCUUUUACUUGUGUAUUUGAUCUGACUAAUCACACUCUUAAUUGAAUGUUUGAAUUAGCAAUGAGAUUAGAUUUUAUGAAAAAA
This is a messenger RNA of Medicago truncatula (barrel medic), 960 nucleotides long. Its product is annotated as chaperone protein DnaJ. NCBI's taxonomy places the organism in Eukaryota, Viridiplantae, Streptophyta, Magnoliopsida, Fabales, Fabaceae. Gene Ontology annotation, cellular component: nucleus; cytoplasm. The coding region runs from base 210 to 614 and encodes 134 amino acids. The transcript has 7 exons. The record is from RefSeq and is a predicted model, not a curated record.